Messenger RNA from Drosophila biarmipes, 669 nucleotides. Its product is annotated as arylalkylamine N-acetyltransferase-like 2. Bases 1 to 669 code for a protein of 222 amino acids. The transcript has a single exon. Gene Ontology annotation, molecular function: N-acetyltransferase activity. NCBI's taxonomy places the organism in Eukaryota, Metazoa, Arthropoda, Insecta, Diptera, Drosophilidae. The record is from RefSeq and is a predicted model, not a curated record.
AUGAUACCUAGUACAAAGGACGGUGUUACGAUACGCCUCAUGACUGAGGAGGAUUACGGCAUUGUAAAGCCAUUCGUGAAGGAUAACUUUUUCGGAUCCGAACCCAUGUGCGCAUCCAGCGGGGAAGAAGUUCACUUGCAAAACGAGAAGGAGAACGAUGCAUAUCAUUUGUGUAUGAUCGCCCAAGACACCUGCCUGGUGGCUCUCGAUGAGAAGAAUGGUGGCCGCUUGGUGGGCGUCGUCCUGGCAGGAUGCCAAGUGCCCCAGGACUUGGAAAAGAACCGCAUUGAUGCGGAGGCCAUGGAAGCAAACUUUUGGGGUCGAGCUAGCAUAUUUAUAUCCCAGAUCGAACGCGAAGCCAACGUAUUCGAGCGCUUUGGUAUCUCCAGAGUGCUCUACUCGCACAUUACCAGUGCCGAUACCUCGAUGCGGGGCAAGGGACUGGGUUCCCGACUCGCCGCCACUUUGAUGGAGGUGGGCCGAUCCAAGGGAUUCCCAGCGAUGGUGGCCUAUUGCACCAGCUUCUUUUCGGCCCGCCAGAAGGAGGCUCUGGGGAUGCAGUGCAUCCACUCCGUCGCUUAUGCCGACUAUAAGGACGCUCAAGGUCGGGCGAUGUUUACACCCGAUGCGCCACACACAACGGUGCGAGUUCUGGCAAUUAAAUUAUGA